UCCCAGCUACUCGGGAGGCUGGGGCAGGAGGAUUGCUUGAGCCUGAGAGUUUGAGGUUGCAGUGAGCUAUGAUCACUAGAUGUUGUGCUUUACCCGGGGCGACAGAGCGAGACUCCGUCUCAAAAAAACAAAACAAAAAACAAGGUUGAAAAAAAAGACAUGGACAGAGCUGAGCAGGUGUUUGUUGAGUAGUUAAUAAGAGCCAGGGCCUUGGGCUUAUGGAGGGAAAUUGUACAGGGCUGGCUCCUGAUCUGCCCAAGUCUAGUUGGGGAGGCAAGGUGUCAAUUCAUGAAGAAGCCACAACCAAUCAUGGUGACAGGCAGUGCUUCUCAGCUUUCACCAACCAUCAGAAUCACCUGAGGAAGCUUGCUUAAAGUGCAGAUUCCCCUCCCCCUUCCUCGCCCCUUCCUCUCCCUGUUCCUUUCCACUUCCCCUCCUAUUUCUUCCCUUUCCCCUCUUCUUCCCCUCACUGACACAUAAUAUCUCAUUCCCUCCUUAUAUCAACAUUAUGAAGUGAGUAUUAUUAUUCUUAGUAUUUGGGUGAGGAAACCUGAGCCUCUAGCCAUGGUUACAUAACUUGCAAGAGUAUUCUGAGUCUAGUGAUACCUUACUAGUCUUUUUUUUUUUUUUUCUAAUUGACUUUUUACUCACUAUUCUUGAAUGUCAGAGAGAAGCAGGGCUAGGGUUAUGGGAUUGUAGAAUUAGUGGGGUGGGUGAUCAAACCAUCUAAGGCAAGAUGGUGUGGGUGACUAAGAGCAUAGCCUUGGACCAGAUAGAUUGUGUUCAAAUGCAGAACUUCAUUGCUUGCUAACUUAUGACCCUGGACAGGUUGCUUAAUCUUGCUAAGCCUCAGUAUCUUCACUUGGAGCAUGGGAGCAGUAAUACCCACCUCAUGGGGUUGUUGUGAGGAUCAAUGAGGUGUACUUGGUGCAGAGCAAUUGCUCACCACCUGGAAGCUAUUGUAAUUAGUCCUCCUAGGUCUCUGAGCUGUGGCUGUGCACCUGUGUUAUUCUUUAGCACUGUGGUUUCCGGGACACACCCCAUCCUGGCUAGGCUUUUUUUUUUUUUUCUUUUAAUUAAGGAUGACAUUAAAGGUGCUGAAAGGAUGCCACCAGUAAAUGUUUAUGGAGAACCUACUAUGUGCUUGGCAUGGCCUAGGAACUCGUGACUCAGACCUAUGCCUGAUGGAAAGGAGGUUUGGAGUGGGGGGUGUUUGGUGGUUAUGGUUUGUCAUCUCCAGGAGAUAUGUGAAGAGCAAGUAUACUAGAAGUGGGGAGGGGAAGGACCUUCAUUAUCAAGAACUGAGGUGAGUUCGGUUCUACUUGGCAGUUGGUGGAUGGCUGACAUGGUCUCUCAGGGGCCCUCCUCAGCCCAGGAGAUGGAAGUAGGGGCACUGGGUCUGUGGCUGAGGGCUGAUGAAGCCUCUGUCUGUCUCUUUUCCAGGUGACAGUGGCAUGGCUGUGCCCCAGGCUUUCCCACUGGGGUCCCUCCAGGAGCCUACAGGUGCCUUGAUGGAGCCCCAGCCCUGCCCUCGAAGCUUGGCUGAGGGCUUCCUGGAGGAGGAGCUUCGGCUCAAUGCUGAGCUGAGCCAGUUGCAGUUUUCAGAGCCAGUGGGCAUCAUCUACAAUCCUGUGGAGUAUGCGUGGGAGCCACAUCGCAACUAUGUGACUCGCUACUGCCAGGGCCCCAAGCAAGUGCUCUUCCUGGGGAUGAACCCUGGACCUUUUGGCAUGGCCCAGACUGGGGUGCCCUUUGGGGAAGUGAGCAUGGUCCGGGACUGGUUGGGCAUUGGGGGGCCUGUGCUGACCCCUCCCCAGGAGCACCCUAAACGACCAGUGCUGGGACUGGAGUGCCCACAGUCAGAGGUGAGCGGUGCCCGAUUUUGGGGCUUUUUCCAGAACCUUUGUGGACAGCCCGAGGUCUUCUUCCGUCACUGCUUUGUCCACAAUCUAUGUCCUCUGCUCUUCCUGACUCCUAGCGGGCGCAACCUCACCCCUGCUGAGCUGCCUGCCAAGCAGCGAGAACAGCUUCUUGGGACCUGUGACGCAGCCCUCUGCCGGCAGGUGCAGCUGCUGGGGGUGCGGCUGGUGGUGGGAGUGGGACGACUGGCAGAGCAGCGGGCACGGCGGGCUCUGUCAGGCCUGAUGCCAGAGGUCCAGGUGGAGGGGCUGCUGCAUCCCUCUCCCCGCAACCCACAGGCCAACAAGGGCUGGGAGGCAGUGGCCAAGGAAAGACUGAAUGAGUUGGGGCUGCUGCCCCUGCUAUCGAAAUGAAUACCCCUGGGGCCUGGCAUAGGACAUAUUCAAAGCUUCCCAGUCAUUCUUGGGCAAGCAGAUGACAAGACACGUCCUGGAUGACAGCCAAAAGGUCCUGGGCUCCCCGGUUGCUGGGAAACAUGUUCUUUGAUCUGUUGACUGUCUUCCAACCUGCUGUGGCAGUUUUGACACUACUCCUGUUCGCCCUCCCCACUCCUGCUUUCUUCACCUUCCUUUGAGCAUUGCCCCUUCUGUGGUAUCUGACUCCACAGAGAAUCGGCGGAAGGUGGGCUCUGUUGCACUUGCAGACUGCUCUACCUCAUUGUUUCCUUGGGAAAUGCUAUUCAGCGGAGAGUGACCUAGUCAGUGACUUCUAAGGUCAUAUUUGCUGUUUCAGAGGAAAUAUCUUGCCAGGAUCCCCACCCAUCCUUAUAGAACAGCUUCCUGCAGCUGACGCCUUUCCCCAUAGGGCCAGGACAAAGCAUGGGACAUGAUAUUAAAAGUGAACUUCUUAUGGGAGCUGAGGCUGGACCACAGGGAGAAUUCAGUGUGGCGGAGUGGGAAAGUCAGAAGACCUGGAUUUUCAUCCGAGCUUUGACAGACUUGUGAACUUUAUGAUGGACAAAUUGAUUAACCUCUCUAAGCUGCAGCAUUCCUCGUCUGUAAAAUGGGGAUGCCUGCUCUUGGGGUUGGUGUGAGGAUCAACUGAGAUAACACUGGAAAGUGCCUUGCGUAGGCCUGGCAUAUGGGUGCUCAUUAUAUAUUCUUCUCCUUGCAUGCUUGCCUCUGGGUUGGGGUGUCACUGCACUGCACUACGAGGGAAGCCCCCUCCACUCUGAAGACCUUGCUGUGGGGGAGUCUGGGUUUCCACCUGUGGCCAGGGCGAGGCGCAAAUUCUUGCCCUGCCAGAGAUGGACCAAUGAUUUUAUGAAAACACAGCUUGUGAUUUUUUUUCAAUUUAAGCAUUAAAAGCUCCUAAACCCUU
Molecule: messenger RNA, 3240 nt
Organism: Lemur catta (Ring-tailed lemur)
Lineage: Eukaryota; Metazoa; Chordata; Mammalia; Primates; Lemuridae
Gene: SMUG1
Product: single-strand-selective monofunctional uracil-DNA glycosylase 1
Exons: 2
Coding region: 1416-2273 (285 amino acids)
Biological process (GO): base-excision repair
Molecular function (GO): oxidized pyrimidine nucleobase lesion DNA N-glycosylase activity; single-strand selective uracil DNA N-glycosylase activity
Source: RefSeq, a predicted model, not a curated record